Messenger RNA from Nelumbo nucifera (sacred lotus), 1597 nucleotides. Its product is annotated as 2-oxoisovalerate dehydrogenase subunit beta 1, mitochondrial-like. Gene Ontology annotation, biological process: branched-chain amino acid catabolic process; response to nutrient. Lineage: Eukaryota; Viridiplantae; Streptophyta; Magnoliopsida; Proteales; Nelumbonaceae. The record is from RefSeq and is a predicted model, not a curated record. Gene Ontology annotation, cellular component: oxoglutarate dehydrogenase complex.
CACUCCGAUCCAAUCAGAUACACAUCUAUCCACAAUCCACAUGAUAAUUAACAUGUUUUUUUUUUUCAGAAAAAUCGUUUUGACUAUUGUAUUUUUUAUUUAAGAGUAGACUCGUAUGAUUUUGAAUGAGAUAUAGUUUAGAGUUAGGCACAAGGUUUGAAUUUUAAUUUUUGUCUAUUUAUUUAGAUUUAUUGGUGAUAAAGAAAACACAAAGCCAUAUUAUAACUGUAAUUCCAGACGGGGGUCUCGUAUCUGUUAUCUGUUGUCGUUACCUCUUCUUUGGAAAGUGGAAUCCUCAAAUAAGGAUCGCCUUCUCCUUACUUAACAGAGUUUCUCUAUUUUUUCAUGGCGACCUGUUUGAAGAGAUUACGAAGAUUUGCUUCGAUUGGUAGGAAGGGCCAGGAAUACUCAACCACCUGUGAUGAACCACCCAAGCUCCAAAAAAGCGGGAAAACUGUCAAUCUCUUUACUGCAAUCAACCAAGCGCUUCGCAUCGCGCUAGAAACCGAUCCUCGUGCUUAUGUAUUUGGAGAGGACGUUAGCUUUGGUGGGGUCUUUCGUUGCACGACAGGACUGGUUGAGCAAUUUGGUAGAAAUAGGGUCUUUAACACUCCCCUUUGUGAACAGGGCAUUGUUGGAUUUGGUAUUGGACUUGCAGCAAUGGGGAAUCGAGCUAUUGCUGAGAUACAGUUUGCUGAUUAUAUUUAUCCUGCUUUUGAUCAGCUUGUCAAUGAAGCAGCCAAAUUUAGAUACCGGAGUGGGAACCAAUUCAAUUGUGGAGGUUUAACGAUAAGAUCUCCUUAUGGAGCUGUGGGCCAUGGCGGGCAUUAUCACUCACAAUCUCCAGAGGCUUUCUUCUGUCAUGUUCCUGGUCUUAAAGUGGUAAUCCCUCGAAGCCCAAAUCAAGCAAAGGGGUUGUUGUUGGCAAGCAUACGGGAUCCAAAUCCUGUUAUCUUUUUUGAGCCUAAGUGGCUCUACCGCCUGGCAGUAGAAGAGGUUCCCGAGCAUGAUUACAUGUUACCUCUUUCCCAAGCAGAGGUGAUUUGCCAUGGAAAUGACAUAACACUUGUUGGUUGGGGUGCUCAGCUUUCAAUCAUGGAACAGGCCUGCAUUGAUGCAGAGAAGGAUGGAAUUUCUUGUGAACUGAUAGACCUAAAAACUUUAAUACCUUGGGACAAAGAAACAGUAGAAGCCUCAGUCAGAAAGACAGGAAGACUUCUUGUUAGUCAUGAGGCCCCUGUGACUGGAGGGUUUGGUGCUGAAAUUUCUGCAUCUAUUGCUGAACGCUGCUUCUUAAGGCUAGAAGCUCCGGUCGCUAGAGUUUGUGGUCUUGACACUCCAUUCCCGCUGGUUUUCGAACCCUUCUUUAUGCCCACCAAAAACAAGAUCUUGGACGCAAUCAAAGCAACUGUGAAUUAUUAGAGGAUAAGUUGUAUUGUCGUCCCAUUUAACUGCCAUCUUCUUCAUGCGAAGACAUCUUCCAAUGGAGAACAUCCCUUUUCACCCCCAUGAAAAAAGAAAGGAUAAAAAGCCUUAAUUAUUGUAUUUGAAUUGUUAUUCCACUUGUCUUUUUAUGAAAUAUUUACUUUACAUCAUA